UCUUUUUUCUUUUAUUAUAAUGUAGCAAAACCCCCUGGCAAAAUAUAACUAUUUUAGGCCACGUAACUGUAGGAUUACCCUUUGUGGAAUAAAGUAAACCCACGUCUUCCUCUUCAUUAGAGAAAUUCAAUCUUAAGAAAAUUACAAAAUCUUUUUAAAAGAGUAAAAUCUAUAAACCGAGGACGCUGUAAAUCUAAAAGUAAGGAGUAUCAAGAUUUGAUUUUAGAUAAACUCUUUGAUUAUCAAAGAUUUUAUCUAUGAUGAAGUAUCAAAUUUUAAUAUUUCAUCAUGUGCUUGUGAAAUAGCACCUGUUUUAUGUAAUGAUAGAGAUGUUAAGUGUAGCAUCAUCAAUUGCCAAGUAGAGCACAUCUUGUGUCUUUGUAAAACUAGAAAGGUAUUUGAUUACAUUUUUUGUAUAUUAUUGUAUAUACGAAAACAUUUGUUGUUUUAAUCUGCAAUUAUUUAUUAACUAUAUAUAAUUAUUUCACUUCAAUUAAACUGAAGUAGUUGAUUAUUUUCAAUUAUUGUAUUUAAGGUCUCUUUUGAAGACAGGGUAUAUAUUCGUGACCAGAGAAAUAAGAUUGGUCCUAAAGAUUUUUAUCAGCUGGGAAAGGCUGAUUUAAAAUCUGGUACAUUUAUUCCAGAAAAGUUAGUUCAAGUAGAGCUUAUAGAUCAUGUUGAAAUGCCUUACGCCCAUAACUCAUUGAUUGAUUCUGGUCACAUAUCUGAAGUUACAGCAUCUGAUCCAGAUGUUUUGCACACAACAGGUUGGUGCAACCGUUGCCCUGCUUACAAAUGCUCCACUUCUAGAUUAUGGAAUCAUUAAAUAUGGAGAUUUGAAUCAAGUUGUAGAUCGAAGCAAAAUUGAGAGAGAGAAGAAGAAAGUAAAGUCAAUAUAUGGUAAUCAACAUGAUAACAAUUUACGUAACUUGGUGUGUUUGGGUGUUGAUGGUAAAGAUGAUAAAAAUGUUCUUCAGUUUAAGGAUGUUGUUGAAAAUGGAGAAACUCGCUUGUCGAGAGUUACUGAAAAAGAACAUCAUUUAACUUUUACUAAUGAAAAUAGUUUUAAAAAUGAUUCAUAUCUCUCUCAUAAAAAUCUCCCAUCAAAUGGUGCAACUGGUUUGCUUCAAAGUGAAAUUGCAUAUAAUGUUCUGAAAAAGUAUGAUAGUUAAAUUCAGUAUAAGCCCUUCUUCUUAGUCAUACAAAUGUCAAU
This is a messenger RNA of Hydra vulgaris (swiftwater hydra), 1213 nucleotides long. NCBI's taxonomy places the organism in Eukaryota, Metazoa, Cnidaria, Hydrozoa, Anthoathecata, Hydridae. The record is from RefSeq and is a predicted model, not a curated record.